AUGAUGCAACAGCAGCCGCAUGGAGUUGCUCCUGAUUUGGCACAGCUCCAGUCGACGAUGCACGCGAUCGAGCUUGCUUGCUCUUCCAUUCAGAUGCACACAAAUUCGGCGGCAGCAGAGGCGACGCUAUUGUCACUAAAUCAGUCCACGCGUCCCUACAAGCUAUGCCAAUUUAUUCUUGAUAAUUCUCAAGUUGCAAAUGCAAGGUUCCAAGCUGCUUCAGCAAUACGUGAUGCAGCUAUGAGGGAAUGGAGCUCUCUAACAGGGGACGACAAGAAGGGCUUGAUAGGGUUUUGCCUGUGCUAUGUAAUGCAACGUGCUAGUUCACCUGAGGGCUAUGUACAAGCAAAGGUGUCUUCUGUUGCUGCCCAGCUGAUGAAAAGGGGCUGGCUUGAAUUUACUGUUGCUGAGAAGGAAACAUUUCUUCAUCAGGUUAAUCAGGCUAUUAUUGGAAUUCAUGGAAUAGAUGUGCAGUUCUCUGGAAUCAAUUUUCUUGAGUCACUGGUUUCCGAGUUCUCUCCUUCUACUUCAAGUGCCAUGGGGCUCCCUAGGGAAUUUCAUGAACAAUGCCGAAAGUCUUUAGAGCUUCAUUAUCUGAAGACAUUUUACUGUUGGGCAAAGGAUGCUGCUGUAAGUGUUUCAGCGAGAAUAAGUGAAUCUGGUACUGAGGUCCCUGAGGUAAAGGUAUGCACUGGCUCAUUGCGUCUCAUGCUCCAAAUCCUCAAUUGGGAGUUUCAGCCUAAUGUCACGUCCGCCAAGGCCGGGAUAAAUGUGUUUUCACCUGGAGUUAGAUCGGACUUGACUGCAUCAAAAAGGUCUGACUGUAAUGUGGCACAGCCUGGUGCUGCAUGGCGUGAUGCCUUGAUUUCAAGUGGUCACGUUGGAUGGAUUGUAAGCUUCUACGCUGCACUGAGAGAAAAGUUUUCAACUGGGCGUUACUGGCUUGAUUGUCCGGUUGCAGUUUCUGCUCGCAAGCUAAUUGUACAAUUUUGCUCUUUGGCGGGAACCGUAUUUCUAUCUGGCGAUGAACACAUGCAACAAAACCAUUUACUACAGCUAUUGUCUGGGAUAAUACACUGGAUUGAUCCUCCUGAUGCAAUUGCUCAAGCUAUAGAAUCCGGACGAAGUGAGAGUGAGGUGCUUGAUGGAUGCCGUGCUUUGUUGGCUAUAGCAACAGUGGUAAACCCUAUCCUAUUUGACCACCUAUUGAAGUCCAUAAGACCCUUUGGCACGCUCACUCUGCUAUCAAACUUGAUGAGUGAAGUCAUCAAAGUCCAAAUGACUAAGAGAUCUGAUGACGAGACAUGGAGCUGGGAGGCACGUGAUAUUCUGCUAGAUACCUGGACAGCCCUGCUGAUGCCUGUAGACACUUCAGCUGGAAACACAAUGCUUCCACUGGAUGGCAUCAAUGCUGCAGCCAACUUAUUUGCCAUGAUUGCUGAAUCCGAGCUGAAAUCUGCAUCUGCAUCAGCAUUGGAUGAGGAUGAUGGAGACGACUACCUUCAGGCUUCUAUUUCUUCAAUGGAUGAAAGGCUAAUUUCAUAUGCCCUUAUUGGAAGAGCAGCAGUUAAUGUUACAAUUCCGCUGCUCACAAGAUUGUUUUCUGAACGGGUUGCACUGCUUCAUCAGGGCAGGGGCAUCAUGGAUCCAACGCCAACUUUGGAAGAACUCUACUCAUUAUUACUGAUUAUCGGGCAUAUACUUGCAGAUGAACCUGAAGGAGAAACACCCCUGAUUCCAAACAGCAUACAAUCUGAUUUUGCAGACACUGUGGAAACGCAAAAUCAUCCUGUUGUUAUUCUCUCUGUUUCGAUAAUUAAGUUCGCUGAGCAGAGCUUAAAUCCGGAGAUGAGAGCAGCAGUUUUCAGUCCUCGACUUAUGGAGGCUGUUAUAUGGUUUCUUGCAAGAUGGUCUUGUACAUACUUACUAUCUGAAGAAAUUGGAGAAAGUGAUUUGCAUUUGCUUCAGAACUCAAGGAAAACUCUGCUGAGUUUCUUUGGGGAAUAUAACCAGGGGAAAAGCAUACUUGAUAUUAUUGUCCGUGUUUCUGUGACUACACUCUUGUCGUACCCCGGAGAGAAGAAUUUGCAGGCGCUCACUUGCUUUCAAUUAUUACAUGCUCUCGUCCGGCGUAGGCAUAUUUGCUCUAGCCUUGUUCUACUGGACUCAUGGCGUGCACUUGCACGUGCUUUUACAAAUGAAGAAGCAUUGUUUCUGUUAAAUUCUGUUAAUCAGCGUUCAUUGGCUCAAACCCUUGUCCUUUCAGCGUCCGGAAUAAAAAAUUCCGAAUCAGCAAAUCAAUAUGUUAGGGAUCUCAUGGGCCACGCGACAAAGUAUCUGAUAGAGUUGUCUAACAAGAGUGACCUCAAAAUCAUUUCUCAGCGGCCUGAUGUCAUACUCCCACUUAGUUGUUUACUAGAAAGGCUGCGUGGAGCUGCAAGAGCAUCAGAACCUCGAACACAAAGAGCUCUGUGCGAGAUGGGGUUUUCUAUAAUGACUCCUGUUUUAGUUCUUCUUGAAGUGUACAAGAACGAGUCCACAGUCAUUUAUAUGCUCCUCAAGUGUGUUGUUGAUUGGGUUGAUGGACAAAUUGCCUACUUAGAAUCUAGGGAAACUGCUGCGGUAGUUGAGUUCUCCAUACGUUUGCUUCAGCUUUACUCAUCUCACAAUAUUGGCAAGAUCUCAAUAAGCCUUUCGAGCAAUUUAAUUAGUGAAGCAAAUACAGAGAAGUAUAAGGAUUUGCGUGCUCUGCUUCAGCUUCUUUCAAGUUUUUGCUCAAAAGAUCUGGUUGAUUUCUCCUUGGAUUCUGAUGAGUCCCAGAGCACAAACAUAGCUCAGGUGGUGUACCUUGGUAUGCACAUUGUUAACCCACUGAUAUCGCUGGAGUUACUGAAAUACCCCAAGCUUUGUCAUGAUUACUUUGCGCUGCUGUCACACAUGUUGGAGGUAUACCCGGAGACAGUUGGAAGACUUGAUAGUGAAGCCUUUCUGCAUGUGCUUGGGACACUUGAUUUCGGACUUCAUCACCAGGAUACAGAAAUAGUGAAUAUGUGCCUUAGAUCUCUAAAAGCUCUUGCUGCCUACCACUACAAGGAAACCACUAGUGGCAAUCUUGGCCUGGGCUCUCACGCCACGCCAGUGAAAGAUCCACGUGGUGAUAUGCAAGACGGCGUUUUGAGCAGAUUCCUCCGAUUGUUGCUUCAGCUACUCCUUUUUGAGGAUUACAGCCCUGAUCUGGUGAGCCCCGCAGCAGAUGCUUUGUUUCCCUUGAUCCUCUGCGAACAAGAGCUAUACCAGAAACUCGCAAACGAGCUGAUAGAGAGGCAGGUGAAUCCAAGCUUCAAAUCAAGACUAUCCAGUGCAUUUCAUAUGGUCACUAACGCCAAUCAGCUUUCUUGUAAUCUUGAUCGUAUGAACUACCAGAGGUUCAGGAAAAAUGUCAAUGCCUUCCUCGUCGAGGUACGGGGUUUCCUGAGAACAGUGUAA
Messenger RNA from Linum trigynum, 3486 nucleotides. The record is from the annotation of a GenBank genome assembly. Lineage: Eukaryota; Viridiplantae; Streptophyta; Magnoliopsida; Malpighiales; Linaceae.